This is a messenger RNA of Lytechinus pictus (painted urchin), 3832 nucleotides long. Its product is annotated as nuclear exosome regulator NRDE2-like. Gene Ontology annotation, biological process: negative regulation of RNA catabolic process; regulatory ncRNA-mediated heterochromatin formation; RNA processing. The coding region runs from base 177 to 3734 and encodes 1185 amino acids. NCBI's taxonomy places the organism in Eukaryota, Metazoa, Echinodermata, Echinoidea, Temnopleuroida, Toxopneustidae. The record is from RefSeq and is a predicted model, not a curated record. Gene Ontology annotation, cellular component: catalytic step 2 spliceosome. Gene Ontology annotation, molecular function: protein binding. The transcript has 9 exons.
UUGAUUGGCUUUCAAAUCAGAGCUUUGAUCCAACAAUAGCUCAGGCGAGAGCUCAUCGUCAUGGAAAAAGUGAUGUCUUCAGUUACAAGGAGCAAGAAAAUACUGCCACUGUUCAUCACCAAAGAGAGAGCAGCCAUUCACAUCAAAGUCUUUCAACCAUAGUACCUCCACAUCCUAUGGUCAAGGAAGAACUCCCAGUCAUACCUGAUCAAAAUGAUUCCUUAGGUACAGCAUCUGAAAGCAUAAAAGUUGAGCAGGAUAAAGGUUAUGAACCUUUACAUGCAGAUCAGUCUGAUUCUGAUUCAGUUUCCAGUGAUGAACACUUCUAUGGGAACGAUGAGGACGUUGCUUCAAAAGUGAAGAAAGAGAAUGUGCCUUUUGACUUGCCAGCCAGGGACAAGAAGCAGAGAAGUAAAGAGGAUUCUCACAGACCUAAGAAAAGUAAGAAGAGGCAUCACAAGUGGGAUUCCAGUCCUGAGAGAGACAGCAGGAAGCUCAAAAAGAAGAAGAGUAAACAUAAGGAUGAGAAGAAUAUCAGACAUAAGGAUGAUAGAGAGAAGAAGAGAAAGCAUAACGAUGACAAGGAGAAGAAGAAGUAUAAAGGUGAUGGAGAAAGGAGUUCCAAGGAGUACAAGAGCCACAAUAGUAGACCCUCCUCUAUAUGGAUUGAUGACAUAGGUUUUAUACCCGAGACACCUUUCUAUGUGGAUGAAAAAUCAGAUAGGAACAAUCUUUGCUUCAAGUCACUUCACCACACAGACCUCGCCUUCUACCAAAGACUUGGCAAAUCUUGCCUUGGGCUAGAUAGUGAUAAGGAAAUGGUCACAUGGGGAGAUACGAAGAACAAGAAGAAAGGAAAGAAGCAUUUUGGCAAUGCUAGAAGGUACUUUGAUCAGGUUUGCCCUGUUGAUGAAGUUGAAAGAGUUCCCAUUGCAGACAAAAAGCAAAGUGAAAGCAGAGGUAUGGAUUUUACUCCAGCAACCAACAAUGCACAGAUGCCUUUCAUACCUGUAAAACCUAUGACUGAUUCCAAUAGUAAUGCUGAAAUUAAAAAUGUUUCUCAAGUCCAAGACACAAGUGAAUCCGGUAAAAGUGGCUUGUCAGAAGCGGUUGCUACAUAUAACAAGCACCUCCAAGAACACCCUGGUGACAUCGAAAAAUGGCUUGAGUUUGUCCGGUUUCAGGACCAAGCAUUUCAAUCGACUAACUCCCAAGUGAUGGAUGAUCACAACAGCACCAUGCACAUCAAGACCUCCAAAAGAGAACACUUUAUCAAUGAGAAGAAGCUUUCCAUCCUGGAGAAAGCUCUGAAGAUGAAUCCUCUGAAUGCAGAGCUCCAGCGGGAGCAGAUCGAGAUAUGCAGGGAGACGUGGGAAUUGGACAAACUCUCCAGGCAGUGGGACUCCAUCAUCAGGCAGCAUUCUGAGAACAUCGCAAUGUGGAAGCAGUACUUGGCAUUCAAGCAGUCCUCUUUCAGCAAGUUCACCGUUUCAGGUAUUGCAUCGGUCUACACCAAGUACCUUGAAGCAAUGGAGGCUCAUGACACUGCUGUCAAGUUGGAUAUUGUUAUGCAGAUGUGCCAUUUUUGGAGGCAGUCAGGGCAUACAGAGAAGGCUGUGGCAUUACUUCAAGCUCUUGUAGAAUUCAAUUGCUUCUGUCCAGAGAAAGUCAAAGAGUCUAUGACACUUGAAGGCAAGAUAGCAUUCUUUGAGCCAUUUCUGGACAGCAACGAGCCUCGAUUUGGACAGCCCGGUGCUAAAGGAUGGGCUAAGUGGGUUGAACAGAAAGAGAAAGGGGGAUGGUCCAGCCAGUCAUCAGAUGUCAAGAAUAAAGAUGAAGAUGAUAAUGUGAUCAACAAAACACAUGCAGAGUGGCAAGCCUGGUUGGAGGAAGAAGUCCACAGGGAGCGCAUCCAUUUCAUCCCUUGGCAACCUUCUGGUGGAGAGACAGAAGAUGACUGUGACGAUCCCGAGAGGAUGGUCUUGGUGGAUGAUAUCACACCUUUCCUCAUCACCAUCGACUCUCUAGACCUGAAGUUUGAAUUGAUCCUGCACUUCCUGGACUUCCUAGGGGUGAGGAAGCAAGGGCAGCUGUCGUGUAUGCAUAGGAUAUCAACAGAGACGAUGGAGCAUCCUGCAGAGGUCUUUGGCUUUAUGAGCAAAUGUUUCAGUAGAGGUCAUGGUGGAAUUGUGAUGUCAGGAGAAAGAAUGCCAGACCUGUCACAAUUUAGGAGUCUUGACAAGAAAUCUCCGGUGUUUGGUCGAGGUUAUGAAGAGAAGAAAGCAGUUCUUAGCUUUGCAGAUGAUAUCAUAGCCCAGGCGAUUCCUCUGUUUCCACAAGAAGCCAAGAAACACCUGACACUGUUGCAAAUGCAGUAUAAUCUCCAGAGAGUGGAUCCAUGUGCGAGCUUGAAACAGCAAAAGAAACAACAGAAAGAUGGUCAGAAGUAUGCAAAGAGGUUGCUCGGCCAAGAGUGUAAUAGAAACAAUCUAUCUUUGUGGGAAGAGUAUGCAAAGUGGGAGUGGCAUAAUGGAAAUGUGGUGGAGAGUCAGAGGAUAUUUGAAAUGGCACUAGCGUUCUCAAAUCUGAACCUUGCAGCGGAAGAAGACAACCAAGAAGGCAUCUGCAAACUUCUCUCCACCUAUGCACUUUUGAAACUUGGAAUCCUUCAGUCAAAUCCAGCAGCAGACUGUAAGAAAGGUAUUGCGGCAUCAGCACACUCCACCUGCAAACAAGAAGUAUUGCAUGCCCUGACAACUCUUGGUGAAGGGGGAAAAUUCACCCCUUUUUCAGCUAUCCCAGACAAACAUGUUUCUGCAGGACGCAUCCUCAAAGCUCGAAAGGGGUAUGUUGAACUCUUCAAGAAUGCCACCGAUUCUUCUAGGGAUUCCAUACAUUCUUGCCACGUUCGCCUGUUCACAUGCCUGGAUCAAGAAGGAUCGCAGCUUGUUCUCAUUGCCCUCUGUUAUGCUCUCUUUCAGUAUCUCAGUGUAGGAAUGCUGGCAGCAGGAGUGGUGUUUGAAGAAACGCUUUCACAUUGGGAUGGACUUGUGCACCAUGUGAAUAGUACUAUGGAUGAUGUUGAUAAGGGGAUAGUUCAUCAGCAGCUGGACGUUGAUGCUGAGUUGACCAUGUUGUUUUAUACACAGGUUGUGUCUCACCAUGUUCAUAGUCAUCCAAUGCCAGUUACAUCAUUGAGAAACCUUAUGCAGAGAGCCCUAAGGAGGUAUUGUAGAAAUCCUUCCUUAUUGGAAAGCUUGAUUGAUUUAGAAGCAAGGUCUCACAUAGCUGGAAGACUGAGGAGAUACUUUGAUAAGGCAACCUCUGAUUCCAAUGAUCCCAUACCAUGGCUCUAUGCCAUCUAUGCUGAGCUGGUGAGACUUCACAAAGUGGAGGGAGAAUAUUCAGGCAAGGAGACUGGUAUCACCAACAGGCUUCGUUCAUUGUUUGAUAGGGCCUUAUCAAAUAGAUACACAAGGCACUGCGUUCUUUUGUGGCGUCUCUACAUACUCUUUGAGGUGCAGAAUGGUGAUCCCAAGAGAGGGAAGGCUAUCUUUUACAGAGCUCUUCAGCAUUGCCCUUGGGCAAAGAUUUUAUACCUUGAUGCUGUGCGCUACUUCCCUGAAGAACUGCAAGAAGUGAUAGACCUGUUGAUGGAGAAAGAGCUCCGAGUCCGUGCUCCUCUAGAAGAAAUCCAGCUACUCAUGAAGGUGGCUCAGAACAAAAAAGAAUGAGUUGAAGUCAUCAAUAUUGCCCAGCCAGUUUCAAUGAAAAAGAGUUGCCAAUGCUGUUGCACAUGUAUAACUUUACACAUUUGUAUACUUUCUCCCAU